Acromyrmex echinatior (Panamanian leafcutter ant) is the source of this 2000-nucleotide messenger RNA. RefSeq names its product nuclear pore complex protein Nup54 (gene Nup54). The record is from RefSeq and is a predicted model, not a curated record. Gene Ontology annotation, molecular function: structural constituent of nuclear pore. Lineage: Eukaryota; Metazoa; Arthropoda; Insecta; Hymenoptera; Formicidae. Gene Ontology annotation, cellular component: nuclear pore central transport channel; nuclear pore. Gene Ontology annotation, biological process: protein localization to nuclear inner membrane; nuclear pore organization; NLS-bearing protein import into nucleus.
GCGGGCUCGUGAUCGCACGCGUCGCGACGUAGAUACGUCGUCACAAUUAGCAGCGUGUUCGACCUGAGUCGCGGUACAGGGAGGAGUCGUUAUGUCGUUCGGUAGCGGCUUCGGAGCGUCCACGUCGACGCCCGCACCUACGUUCGCAUUCGGCACCACGCCGGCAUCCACAGCGACGCCGGUUAAACCUGUGCCAGGAUUUGGAACACCCUCGUUUGGAUUUAGUACACCGACUACUUCAACGCCAAGCUUGUUUAGCUCGCCAUCGACGCAGACUACUGGAUUUGGUACUGGCACUGGAUUUGGUACCCCGACAGCCACUGGUUUUGGCAGUGCACCUAGCACGGGUUUUGGAGCUGCACCUACAUUUGGUACCCCGUCAACCAGCGCCUUUGGUUCGGCAUCCGCUUUCGGUAGUACUCCCGUUUCCUCCACAACUACUGGAUUUGGUACAACUUCGACAUUUGGCAGCACUCCUGCUCCCACAACUGGUUUCGGUGGUUUUGGGACAGCGACAACAUCGACAUUAAGUUUUGGAGGUUUCGGUGGAUUUGGAACUGCGACCACUACUGCUGCCCCUAGCUUGUUUGGUGGAUUCGGCACUCCAAAUACUGCUUCAACAGGUUUCGGUACAUCAGGUUUUGGUGCAUUUGGGAGCAAACCAGUUACUACUAGUGGUACAUUCGGUGGAUUUGGGACAGGGACAGGAUUCACUGGAUUUGGUACUGGAUUGACGCAGCCUCAACAGCAACAGCAACAACAACAACAACAACAACCUACAAAUACUGCAUCAGAAGCUCUCUACAAUGCCGUGUUCAAUUGUCAAUUGUAUAAUGACGAGCGAGAUAAUACUAUUGCCAGGUGGAAUCUUAUACAAGCAUUAUGGGGUACAGGAAAAGCUUAUUACUCCGUAAAUGCCCCACCUAUAGACCUUACUCAGGAAAAUUCGUUAUGCAGAUUUAAAGCCAUUGGAUACAGUCGCAUACCUGAUGCUGACAACAAUGAUGGUUUAGUAGUAUUAUGCUUUAAUAAGAAAGAGAAGGAUGUACAGGAUGGAAAACAGCAAUUAAUAGCAUUUUUUAAUGGUUUGCUGGGAAAUAAGUCCAAUCUGACAGUAACCGUUGAUAAUAUUAAAUCAACGGGGGAGAACAAAAGUCAAGUGACAAUAUAUGUAUCAGAAAAAGGAAUCACUGGUUCUUACAGAAAAAUUCCUGCUAAUGAAUUGGUUGCAUAUUUAUCGCAAGUCAUGCAAAAACAGCAGUUAGUACAAAAUGGAGUAGAAGAUAUAUUUCCACUGGUAAAACUUGAUCCAUCACAGCUGAAAGAGUACCUAGAUAAUCCACCUUGCGCUAUUGAUGCCAGAUUAUGGAAGCAAGCGCAGUUGGACAAUCCGAAUCCAGAGUUGUAUAUUCCAGUUCCUAUGGUUGGCUUUCAGCAAGUUAAACACAGACUGAAAUGUCAAGAAGAGGAAACUGCUAGACAUAGAGCGUUUUUGGACAUGGCAGCUGAAAAAAUACAAGGCUUACAAAGACAGCACACAGCUACACAAGCCAGACUUAAGGAACAUAGGCGUACAUUGUUGGAACUUCAGCACAGAGUUCUACAGGUGCUGGUACGGCAGGAGAUUACGCGAAAAGUGGGAUUAUCCUUACAACCGGAAGAAGAAGUUCUAACACGCAGAUUUGAAGCAAUGCAUUCGCAAAUCAGUGCUCCAACGCAAUAUAAAGGAAGAAUUAGUGAAAUGCUUUCUCAGCUCAGAAUGAGGCGACACAUCGAUAUUCAGAACCAAGAGAGGUAUACAAUGGAUCCUAUAGCACAGGAUGAUAUUAAAGCGUACCUAAGUAUGGAACAGCAGGGCAUGGCGCAGCUUAUUUCGACAAUAAAUGCUGAUUUAGAAAGCUUAAAAGUCAUUAAAGAUGGAAUGUCAGAGCUUUUGAUGAGCCAAAGUAUAUCAUGAGGAUUGUAAUAUAUAAUAAAAUUUUUUCAUGUCUUCUAUACAA